AGCCUGUAGUUAGAAAUACUUCAGCCACAGACCUCUGUGCUCUCAGCACCCAUCCUAUGCUUGUAUAUUUUAUAUUUCUCCUUACAUUAAUUUAGUUGUCGAAUAAACAUCAACGAACAAUGCACCUUAGCAAGUGAUCAGAAUAAGUAGAGAUGAUAAGCACAUUACAAUCGGACUUUCACUUGAAUCAUCCAAGUUGCCACUGCGAGCAGCACUAUGAGUACCACUUAGCAAUAGCGCACAGUAGAAAAUGUAAAGAUAUGUUGACAGUGGGAAAGAUAUCACCUGUAACGAAAAAACCUUAUAAGUAAGCCUUGAUGAAAUCAGAAUGUCUCAAUGCAGUCUAACGAAUUCAUAUGUACUUCAUGUUAAAGUUUGGCCAAUAUUUGUGUAUCGACAGGUAGCAACCCAUUAGAAGCCUGGGAGACAGGUAAUAAGGCGAAAAAUAAAUUUUCUAUCAAGAAUGAUGAAAGUCUCACCAAUGCUAUGCUUAGGUGAGUUACUGAAUAUGAAGAUAAUUAGCAAAAAGCAAGUGACUUGAAAAACAAUAAAACAUCACCAUGGGUGCUGGCGGUUCUUUCAUGCGAUCUCAGGAUGAUGAUGACAUCUUGGGGUCGGAUCUAGAAGGCAAUGGACAUGGUGUCAUCAAAAGAAUUCCCAUUGAAAUGAAACCCAGGGGCAAGCUGGGACUACGUAGUGUAGGUUCACUGGGGCGCAAACCAAAGGGUGGAAGUCUGCGUUCUGCACUUUCUGUAGACCUGGAGAAUCCUGAAGUUGAGAGAAUCAAGAAAGACUUUGAAAUGUAUCGUCUCAACAAAGAGAAUGAUAUAGCAAACAUGCAGAAAAAAGAACAGAAGCUAGAGAUGGAAAACAAACGAUUAAGGGCAGAACUGUUAGCUCUUCAGAAGACUUGCACACGCAUGCGAGCAGAACGAGACGCAGCUCUUGAGGCCGAGCAGGAGGCAGUUGCCAGGGCUGCAGCAUUUGAAAGCGACCGGGAUAAAGUGCAACGGCAGUUUAAGCUGUUUCGAGAGACAAAGGAGAGUGAGAUACAAAAUCUUCUUCGAGCCAAGCGAGAGAUAGAGAGCCGACUGUCUAAGCUGAUGCAUGGCCUUGCUGAAGAUGCAGACACAGCAUCACGGUCUGGGCUGGUGGAUCUAGGAAAUGCCAACCCAGGUGAUUGGUGGACAGUGUUAGAGAGUGAGCCAUCCCUUGGCAGUACAGCUCAGCUUCACCAGCCAGCCUUCCUGCGAGGCCCAGAGUUUGUUUCUACGCUGAUGGAGAUGGAAGGCCCAUUCACCAAUGUCACCAAAGAGGAUUGGUGUGCUGCCCUGGCAAACAUGGUGCACAUCAUUCCCAGCAUUCCACAGUACGCCAUCAGCAGCACACUGCGCAUCUACAUUGCUUCAACUAAAGACCUUGCAACAGAAGUGGACCUGCUUUUGAAUGAGCACCUUGUCAAGUUGAGGUCACUGUGCAUUAACGAGGGUCGGGAUCUGGUGAUAGUCUACCUUUCUUGUCCACCCGACAAGUUGUCACCUUGUCAGGAAGAUCUAAUGCAGAAGAUGAGACGUCAGCAGAUCGAACUGGCAUCUCUGUUUGUGUGCCUUUUGGGAGCCACUAGUCACAGAUUUUUAAAUUUUGAAGUAAAACUUGGACAUUUGGACAAUCCUGGGAAGAAGCCAGCUGUGUUCUGUCUUCUAGACAACAAGAGGGCAAGUCUGUCUGAAUGUCAGGAGCUGCGUGUCAAGAUCAGGGAAAGCGGGAAUGCCAAGAUUGUUACUGGUGUUUCACUGGCUGCCAAGACCAUGGAGUUGACGGCAAAUGAAGUGGAGAAGGUAAUCAAAGCUGAGCUUGGUAUGGAGGGCCGGGAGGUUAACGGCAGCGAUGAUGUGGGAAUGGCAGAGUACAUGGAGGGGGGAGUGGUGUUUGGUGGGGGUGUGUGGGACCCGCAUGAGGACUACCAGCAGGUGGAAGCUCUCAAUCAUGCAGUCCAUGCUAGCUGUGAACUUGGAUUUGAAAAGCUCUAUGAGCAGCUGACCGCCCAUGUGGCAGCAGCAGGUCCUGUACCUCCUUUACUGGUCAGUGGCUCUUCGGGAUCAGGACGGUCACUUCUUCUAGCUCGAUGGGUGCAGUUACAGCAGGAAAAGAGUUCUAGUUUAUUAGUGCUGUAUCACUUUGUUGACUCGCUCAAUGCCGAUCCUAUUAUGAUGAUACGUCGCCUGACAGCACAGCUGAUGCAGCAUGUGAGCAAUCCUCCUGCCUUGACCUGUGACCCUGUACGUUUGGUUGAAGAAUUCCCUCGUUGGCUGGAAAAAGUAUCUGCAAAGUCUCCAGGAGGAGUGAUCCUUGUACUGGAUUCUGUUGACAGGUUUCCUCAAGCUGAAGUUCACCUUAAAUGGCUGUUGGAUCCCCUACCCGUGGAUGCACGGGUUAUUGUGUCUGUAGGGGAGACAACCUGCCCGCAAGCCUGGCGCUCCUGGCCAACCCUCAACCUGGGUUGUCUUGGUACAAAGAACAUUCGUGAGCUGCUACGGGCUGAGCUGGCUAUGCUGGAUGCCAGAGUAGAUGCAGAAUCAGAGUCACGAAUCCUGACUCACUGCCGGACCCUGCCUACAUCGUGCCCUCUCUACAUUAUGCUUCUGGCCAGACAUCUGGCAAGUAUCAACAAAACAGAGAUGACCAAACACCUAUCUUACCAGCUCAACUCUACUGACUCUCGCAGUCUGUUCUGCCGCAUUUUGGAACUUCUUCCAUCACAGCUAGAGAUCCCCGAGUCCAAAAGACAGUUUCAGAAGGUACUGUGCUACCUCAGUGCCAGUCGCUGUGGCAUGCAUGAGAAUGAGCUCCUGGAGUUAGUUCCAGGACUGAACACUUCUCACCUUUGUGUGGUUUUCCAUUACUUGUCUUUACACCUCAUUCUUAAGUACCAAGGGGGUCUACUGACUUUUGCUCACCAAGAGGCUCAGGAAGCUGUGAAUGAGUUUUGCUUUCAGCAGGCGGAUUCUCCGUCUCUGAAUGCAAUAAGACAGGACCUAAUUAACUUCUUUGGCAGCAAUCUGCAAUCAGGUCUUGUGACCACUCGGGUCUCAGAGGAGCUGCCCUGGCUAUUAAAACAAGAGGGGGACAAGGAGACUCUCCAUGCCUGUAUCUUAAAUCUCAGUGUAUUUCAACAUUUGUAUGCAAGAGGUCGGUGUGCAGAGCUCAUCUCUUACUGGCAGUACAUUGGAAAGGACCAGGCCAGCAUGGCUGAGGCUUACUUCACUGCUGUGAAGACAUUGGAGGAUAAUGGACAAAUUACUUUACCAAAAAUUGCUGACAUGUAUGAGAUAUUGGGGCGUUUCCUGAAAGAUCUUGGUCUUCUCAACCAGGCCUUGCCUGCACUACAGCGUGCGCUUGAAGUACGUGAGACUGCUGUGGACCCAGACCAUCCUAUCAUUGCAGGCUCACUGCACCAGCUUGCAGGCCUGCAUGCCCAGUGGGGUAAGUUUGCCACAGCAGAGCUUCUGUAUAGACAGGCGCUGGACAUCUUUGAGGAUGCUUUUGGAUCAGAUCAUCAUUUGGUGGCCAAGGAGCUGGACUCCCUGGCUGUACUGUAUCAAAAGCAAGACAAACAUGAUGUAGCUGACCCUCUCAAGAAGCGAGCCCUGUCUAUCAAGAAGAAGAUCAGGACUCCACAAGGAUCUGCUAGUCAGCAUAGAAUUGAUCCCCUCCAGAGACGAGCACUUCAGCUGGAAGAAUUAGCCAUGGGCCCUGACUCGGCUGAUUUGGCACGGACCCUUAAUGAACUUGGGGUGCUGUAUUACCUUCAAAAUAAUAUUGAGACAGCAGAAUCAUUUUUCAAACGUUCUCUUGAGAUGCGGGAGAGUGUGUUGGGUGUGGAUCACCUAGACAUUGCCCAGUCACUAAACAAUCUGGCAGCACUGUACAAUGAUCGUAAGCAGUAUGACAAAGCUGAGCCUCUCUAUGAGCGAGCAUUAAAGAUCCGCACCAAGCACUCCAGCCCGGACAGCCCUGGUGUGGCAGCCAUCAUUAAACAUCUGGCAAUGUUGUACAAGAAGCAGGGCAAACUGGACAAGGCUGAACCACUCUACACUCAGGCUGUGGAAAUCAGAGAAAAAGCAUUUGGCCAACAUCAUCCAUCAGUAGCUACAGGCCUGGUCAGCCUGGCUGUCCUAUAUUCUCAACAAAACAAGCAUGCAGAUGCAGAGCCACUUUAUGAAAGAGCACUGAAAAUAUAUGAAGACAGCUUUGGACCAAAUCACCCACGUGUGGCUGAAACUCUUCGUAAUUUAGCUGUCUUGAAAUAUGAACAGAAAGAUUAUGAGACAGCAGCACGCUACUACAAACGUGCAACGGACAUCAAAGAGCAAGAGGCAGCCUAUGCACCCAAGGGCUUGUCACGAAGAAGUUCCAGUGGCGACACUAACUCCACUGUUAAAAAUUUAAUGCAUGUGUAAUGCUAUUAGAAAGCGUGUUGCUUUAGGGUUUCAUGAGAAUUUUAGUUCUUCACCAGUAAACCCCAAGUUUGCUUUUAAUCUGUCAAACAAUAUCAAAUCCCUCAUUCUUGAUUUCAUAAGGACAAGAUUUCUAAUUUGUUUUUUUGUCUGAGGGGAGAGAAAAUGGAUAUAGGCUAGAGAAAGAAUUUGAAGUCAAUUUUGUUUUAUUCAUAAUGUCUGUUGAAGUUUUUGAAAUAUCUAUAUUUUAUUACUCCAUUAUUUUAACAAAUUCUUUUCUAACCUUAUAAUAAUUAAAAAAAGAAGAAAUUUUCUGAGUAACAACUGGCAUCUUCUGCCAUGUUUGUUUUGGGGUCUGGAAAGAGAAAAAAAUAAAGAAGAGGAACUAAGGUGAUGUAAGAGAACCCCCCACCCUCAAGCACCAAACAAGCCAACCCCAAACAAAUCACACACUAUGCCCAUUAAGCAAGAUAGAGGAAGACAAUGUAGACAGAGCUACACUUUAUUUAGAGAUGUGGUCUGUAGUAUUUGAUAAUGACAGGUUUGUAUCAUUUAUGUCAUCAUAGGUUGCAAACCCAUCUGUUAGUCAUCUUUUAAUCAUUCAUCAUCGAUCAUCUAGAUAUCAUCUGUCCAUCUAUAUAUCAUCUACCGAUCUAUCAGAUUAAUCCAUCUCAACACUAUUUGGCUAUCUUGAUUACUAAUGUUUCAUUGAGAAAAGCUUGUGUAGCUGCCAUUAUCUGUUACAAAAAUAUUCAAUGUGGUUGUCGUCCCCAGUUGCUUAUGUUUAUAAUAAGUAGAAGUGUACUGGCUAUUGACUCCAGCUCGGUCUUGGUAUGUUUGUUGCUUAUAAUGUCAUGUUCUGCUAUCAGCAAGUGGAUAGAACUGAACUAUCUGCUACUGAAAGUUUCCUUCUUGAAAAAAUAAUGUCGUGGCAGGAACUAGUUGAUUUAUAACCAUUUCAUGUUUGCAUGUUACAGAGAGAUUCCAUCUAGAACAGGGAUUUUUUCCCCAUCAUUUCUGCAUCAUUCCAUUUUUCCAUUCAAAACAAAUGUUGCAUGCAAAAGGCAUAAUUGAGUGACGAUAUUCACUCAGAAUGAACCUCUCUAAAUGGAAAGGGAGUAUGAACCUGAAUGAGUGAAAUGUCUGUAUAAAGGUUAGUGAGACGUGAUUCCAGGCCCUGAAUCCACAUGGAAAGUCACAUUCUCAUUAUGGGUGGGCCGGAUCUGUGGCAAGUUUUUAUUGAAGUGCAAACAUUGGAGCAUACAAGUAGCUUACAGGUAACCUGCAAGCACUCAGUGUCAGUAAGUUUCUCUCUAUAGGAAUUAGUUAUCAGAGUUAUGGAUCUGUAGAGCCCUGGUUUUCAAACUGUGGUACGCAUACCGCCACUGGUACGUGAUUCAGUGACAGGUGGUACCCAAGCACCAUGACUAAAUCCUAGACAAAUAUAUAUAUAUGUGCUUAGGGGUUAGGUUGGGAGAUGAUACUCGGUUUGAAUUUUCAAAACGGGUACCUUUUCGAAAGUGGCAGUUGUUUGAAAAAGUUUGAAAACAAGGGCUGUAGAGGGUUUGCAUUAUGUCAUUGUAAUCAACUCCAGAACAUCCCCAUUGUAUUUGACUAUUACAGGUUUAAGUGUCUCAUAAACAGAUAUUUGAAUUCUUCUGACCUAUUGCUGUGGCCUUUGUAUUUGGUUGUUAUAGGUAUCAGUGUCUGAUAUAUUGAUAAUCAUUUUCUUGUUCCACUCCCUCCAGCAUUAAUUUCCUAGGCUUUUAUCAGUUGGCUAGCAAUUUCCUUACUUGAGGAAUACUUUGGGUGAGAUGGGAGAAGAUUGUAAUAAUGUUAAAUGGGACUACUGAUUGGGCAGUCUCUGUUGUCUGCUCCAGGUUUACACCAUAACAGUAUUUGUGCAAAAAGAAUAUUUGAGGAGGCUGUGAUAGAUCUGUACUAGUCUUGAAUUAUCAUUGGUAUUUCUACUUUAUUAUGAAGAAUUAAUGACUCCUGCGUUAACUGGGGACACUGAAACAUCAGGGGAUGCAUGUAUGUGUAUGCAUGGCUGCGUUUUUGCAGAAUAUGAAUAGACUUUGUUAAACUGUUUUGUUAGUGAUGGCUUUUUAAAAAGUUUGUACACUAAUGAGGUUACAAUCUCUGCUGUUGAUGCUUUGGUCAGAACUUUUUCAAAUCCUGUGGCAGCAGCAGCAUAGUCUGCAGGUUAUGGUGCUUUUUGUGCCUCAAGAGAAAUCACACUCCGUCCUGACAAACACUUUGCACUUUUUUCAGUUUAAUAUCAUUAUUACAAAUGAUGAUAAAGAAUAAUAAAGAUACAUAAACCAUUGUU
Messenger RNA from Pomacea canaliculata, 6789 nucleotides. RefSeq names its product nephrocystin-3-like. Gene Ontology annotation, molecular function: protein binding. NCBI's taxonomy places the organism in Eukaryota, Metazoa, Mollusca, Gastropoda, Architaenioglossa, Ampullariidae. The coding region runs from base 561 to 4460 and encodes 1299 amino acids. The record is from RefSeq and is a predicted model, not a curated record. The transcript has 27 exons.